UUCUGCUUUACAUUUUUUCAAAAAAUGAAAAGAAGGGUCUCCUAGCAACAGCUUUCUUGUUUAUUAGCUCAAUCAUCAUAACAUUCCUCAUCACCUACGUGAACAAAUAUCAUGGGAUUUUUAGAUUUUACUUUAGGUAGGACAGUGGAGGAUUUGAGAGCUGAUAAAGAAUUCACUGGUUUAUACACUAUAGCAUCUACUAGAUGUGCGCCUUACCUGAUUGGAUUUAUGACUGCUUACGUCGUUAAAUUAUUGAAAGAUAAAAGAAUUAAAUUCACCAAUAAACAAGUUUAUUUAUUUUUACUGAUAUCCUUACUGAUCAGCGAAGCGAAUCAAUUGUACGGGUGCUUGUUUUAUAAGUUUGGAAGAAAAUAUAACAGAUUUGAAAGUGCUUCGUAUGCUGCUUUGAGUCGUUCCAUAUAUAUCUUUUUCCAAGCUGUUUGCAUAUGUUUAUACUUCACAUCAGGAUUAGGAAUGUUUACCAGAGUGGUCGAAUGGAAAUUUUGGAUUCCAUUAGGUCGUCUAACCUACUCGGUGUUCCUUCUCAAUACAUUACUUCAGUUGUAUCACACGUCUUAUCAAAAACAACCAGUACCCGUGUCAAGUGUAAUGAAUUUGACAUGGUGGACACUGGGUGAUAUUUUGUUCUCUUACACAAUGGGAUUAGUGUUACAUUUAUUUGUCGAAGCUCCAGUUAUGAAUUUGAGAAUAAUAAUCAAAAGAAAACUAUCGAGAUUGCAAGAAAAGCUAAUAAAGCAAGACGACGACAAAUCUAUCAAAACUGGUGAUUUUAAAAUGAAUCAUACUGGAACGAGUGAUUUGAACAAUAAUAGAACUAUCAUGGUUCAGCGGUUUCAAAAGUAGCAAGCAUGGCUAUCCUACUAGAAGAACUCUUGAUGGAUGCUAAUGUAGCAUUCAAAAUACUAAGAAAUCAAUCCAAUGGCAGCAGCAAUUCAACUUUUGUCUUUAUUGUGUUAUAAUAUUACUUAGAUAAUAUUCAUUUAGGAUGAUCAACUUUUUAAAUUGAUUCAAAAUUUGAAAUAAGUGUUAAGGAGAAACCUAAGGAAAUUCAAGAUGCAUCAAAAGCUUGAAAAACUAAAAAUCCAAUUACUUACCUGUUCCUUUCAAAAAAAAAAAAAAAAAAAAAAAAUGAAUUUCAUCACUUUAAUUGACAUGGGCAUGACAAAUGGAGCAAUUUCAACUCCCUCCUCGCCGAUCCUCCUCGAUCACUUUUUCUUAAAAGGGACAUACACCCUCAGGAAGAUUUUAAAGAAAACUUGAAAAAAAAGUUGGCCCAACUGGCAAAAUGGCGGCCAUUUUGAUUGACAGAUCACUUGAAAUCGCAGAUUCUAAUUUCUAACGUGAGACUCGAACUGAAAUUCUCGAAACGAACAAAGUUAAAUCGAAAGAUGUAGCAAAAAUAUAUCACCAGCCAAAAUUUCAUGAGCCAAAGACCCAAUGUACGUUUUUCUAUUUUUGACGAAUUUUUCAUGAAAAUGAAAUUUGAGCUAAAAAUGCGAAAAAAUCAAAAUUUUUCCGAAUUGUCCCAGAUGAAGCUAAAAUAUGGCAUAUAAGGUUACCCUAUACUUUCGACCAGUCAAAUUGAUUGGAAAUGGGUUGGAACAACUGUUUCCAAGAGUUCUAGAUGCUCCAGCCAAUUUUUGAAACUUGGAAUUUCCAUUUUCACUUAUAAAUGAAGUUGGAAAGUCGAACUUCACUCUGCGAAUUUCCAAAAAAAUCGCUGGAGACUCCAAAACAAUACGAACCUGUCUACAGAAGACUUUAUAGCAUGUUGACAUUAGAGUACAAAGUGAAUUCCGGCUUUCCAACUUCAUUUGGUAAAAUUUUGUGAAAAUUUCAGGUCUUAAAAAUCUGCUGGAGGCUCCAGAAUUGCUCAAAACGUUUUAAAACUGUUUCAGAUCAAUUUGAAAGCUCCAAAAUAGUAUGUAUCCCAAUAUUUCAGCUUUCUAGGUCAAUUGGGUAAAAUUUUGAUUUUUUUUCUUUCAAUUUCUUGGUUGAAAAAUGUGUGGUGCUGAUCGGAGAAUGAGGGGGAGAGGUUGGAAUUUUUGUCUCUCCACCAAAAUCCUGUUCAAUUCAAGGGUGAAAAAACCCGCAGAAAUAGGUAAGUGCCUAUCUAAUCCCUCAGUCCCUCUAUUGAACCUAAUAACUACCUCUACCUACUUUCAUCAAUUCAAGAUAUACCUACUUAAUUACACAUUAUUUCUUUCUUAUUUUUUUAAAAAUAAAAAUGUAUAAAAAUUUCUUAUUUCA
This is a messenger RNA of Planococcus citri (citrus mealybug), 2271 nucleotides long. RefSeq lists its product as uncharacterized. The record is from RefSeq and is a predicted model, not a curated record. NCBI's taxonomy places the organism in Eukaryota, Metazoa, Arthropoda, Insecta, Hemiptera, Pseudococcidae. The transcript is spliced from 7 exons. Bases 112 to 864 code for a protein of 250 amino acids.